Messenger RNA from Pimephales promelas (fathead minnow), 2101 nucleotides. It is a transcript of the gene st6galnac6, whose product is annotated as ST6 (alpha-N-acetyl-neuraminyl-2,3-beta-galactosyl-1,3)-N-acetylgalactosaminide alpha-2,6-sialyltransferase 6. Gene Ontology annotation, biological process: oligosaccharide metabolic process; ganglioside biosynthetic process. Gene Ontology annotation, molecular function: alpha-N-acetylgalactosaminide alpha-2,6-sialyltransferase activity. NCBI's taxonomy places the organism in Eukaryota, Metazoa, Chordata, Actinopteri, Cypriniformes, Leuciscidae. The record is from RefSeq and is a predicted model, not a curated record.
CCUCCCUCGACGAAUUAUAAUGAGCCAUCGGAAGAACUGAUGAAUGAUGAUGAUGAUGCGCGGAUACAACAACAUCCAGAAUAAAACCGCGACGCGUCGGUAAGAAUCGCGUUCAACCGCCACCGUUGACUUUCUAUGAGCAAACACGGGGGCGACGAGCCGUGAAUCGGUGUAUUCUGCAGGUCAGACGCGUUAUCCUGAGGAUCAGAUGGGCUCGCGCGCUCCAGCAUCACUGGCGGACACCGCUUUAUUAUGAUGCAUGAAAACUGAAACCUGAUAGAAGGGAAGAAGGAGAAUGAAACUGCGGCUUGUAGAUAAACAAUGGCAGCAGGGGCAGCGGAUGGUGAUUUAUGGGACGGUCUUCCUCAUCACGACCCUCCUUAUCCUCUAUAGCUCAAACAGCUCAGCUGAUCUGAACAGCUCCUUUAAAGUCAGCGAGAUUCACCACGCGGUCAAAAACACCAACCUCAAGAAAUGGGCAGGGAAGGAGGGAUACCUUCCUGUUUACGGCAACAAGAGCAUGAUCCUGCGCUGCCAUUACUGUGCAUUAGUGACCAGCUCAAGUCACAUGUUGGGGACUCACGCCGGAGUCGAGAUCGACCGCACGGAGUGUGUUAUCCGUAUGAACGACGCUCCCACCUCCGGGUACGCAUCAGACGUGGGGAACCGGACAAGUGUGCGUGUCGUGGCUCAUUCCAGCGUGUUCCGGGUCGUCCGCAAACCCGGGGAGUUCCUCAACCGCUCAGACAGCCCUGCCAUCAUAUUCUGGGGCCCUUCGACAAAGAUCGGACGCGACGCAAAGGGAACUCUGUUCCGGCUAAUCCAGAGAGUCAGCAUGACCUACAGGAACUUGUCGUUCUUCGUCAUCUCACCAAGCAAAAUGCAGAAGUUUGACACGCUCUUUCAGAAAGAGACCGGCAGAGACAGAAAAAAGUCUCAGUCCUGGUUAAGCACAGGCUGGUUUACCAUGGUGAUUGCCAUAGAGAUGUGUGAUAACAUAAAGGUUUAUGGGAUGGUGCCGCCAAACCAUUGUGGGAGACGCCCUCAGCCCAAACGAAUGCCCUAUCACUAUUAUAAACCCCGAGGUCCAGACGAGUGUGUAACGUACCUGCAGAACGAGAGGGGGCGCCGUGGAUCACACCAUCGCUUCAUCACUGAGAAACAGGUGUUCGCACGCUGGGCCAAGCAGUACAACAUUAGCUACGCCCACCCAACGUGGUGAGCAACUUAACAAUCCAACGUAUUCCACCUGGUGAGUUGGAUCCAACAUGGCGGCUUUUGUAACUGUGUGACCUUCUGAUCCAAAAUGGCUGCCAUUUCGAAUGCAUUGCCUGCUCAGAAACUUAUCCAGGAUGGCUGCUGGUUUCUCUUUGAUUUGGAUUAGUGACUGAGCCAAAAUGGAGGCCAUUCAGGGAUCCAGGAACAAGCAAAGGGCGGACAAUCUUUGUUUUUCUUCGGAAAAUGAACAGAUGAUGGAACUUUAUUGUCUUGAGCAUGAGUUUUUCCAAAACAUCUACAUAUUACUGCCUUCUCUUAUACAGUUUAUCACCCAUAAUCAAUCAUUUCUCAGAGAAUUGAGGCCUUUUGGGACAAGAAAGAGCAAAUCCUUUGUGUCGGUUGCCAAAUGGAAGAUUCAAUCACAUCUCGUGGUACAAUCAACACAUUUGAAUGUUAGUCAUGUGAAAAUGUCAAGAGAAUAGGAAUGAGAAUUGAAACAACUUUACAAGAUUGUUUUAUUUUGUAAAUAAGAACUAUGUAAAUUAUUCCAAAACAAACAAAAAAUAUUUUUACAUGUUUAUAUGGUUUUAAAAUGCCCUAAACAAAACAAUAUUACAAUAAACUAUAGAAAAAAACACACUUUUUCAACAACCAGGUAAAGGGUCGUUUUAAAUCACAUUAUUUUCAGAUAAACACCACAUCUUGUGUAUUGUUUUGGGAAGCUAUUGGAAUGAAAGUUAUUUAUCCCUUUAUUUCUGAGAACGAUAACUAUAUUGGCGUCCACAUCAGCGGAUGAUUUUGUUGUGUUUAUAUCCAACACAACGAAAGAGCUCAAGCUCUUUAAAGCAGGAUGGAUUCUGAUUGGCUGGCAACAUUUUUAUUA